Messenger RNA from Phytophthora sojae, 1215 nucleotides. RefSeq lists its product as hypothetical. The transcript is spliced from 5 exons. NCBI's taxonomy places the organism in Eukaryota, Oomycota, Peronosporomycetes, Peronosporales, Peronosporaceae. The record is from RefSeq and is a predicted model, not a curated record. Bases 1 to 1215 code for a protein of 404 amino acids.
AUGUCCAAGUCGAAUGUCCGCGCGCAGAGCGAGCAGCUCUUCAUCCUGCAGGUGCAAGGAGACAAGUACGCCCGACUGCUGGUGGAGCAGAAGCACCGACUCCGACAACUGGAUGAUCACUGGAAAAAGGUCCACGAGGAGCUCAAGGAGCUGCGACUGAAGCGAGGCGAGUGCGACCAACGCGGUGGCGGCGCCAACGCCGUGCGCGCUCGCAUGGCCGACGAGCAGCGCGAGCUCAUGAAGCUCGAGAACCGACUGUCGGCCUGCCGGACCCGAGAGAGCAAAAUGGUCGCGUACAACGCCGAGCUGCGCCACCGAGUGGACGAGCUGCGAGCCAACCGGGUGCUGAGCCAAACCGUGUUCGAGAAGAACCAGCGGCGACUGCGCGAGAUCCAGAAGCAGAUGCAGGAGACCUUCCGCCAGUCGACCCAGAUCGUGGCCGAGCGCGACCGCAUCCUGUCCCAAGCCAACUCGUUGUCGGGCCAGAACAUGGAUGAGCAGGAGGCGUUUGAUCAAGUGUACCAGAGCCUCGCGUCGAUCAUCAAGCGCGAGAAGGAGAGCGCCGAGACGUAUAGGAAGCAGAUUCUGGAGCAAGAUCCGCUCGACUUGGCCGAAGAUUUCGUUCGUGGCAACUUGAAGCUGGAGGACGAGCAGCAGCUCAAGAAGACGCUACAGAAGCUAGACACGACGAUGCUGGAAGAUAAGCAGAACGUCGCGUCUAUCAAUGAAAAGCUGCAAGAGUUCGAGACGACGUUCGCGGCGCUGCAGCAGGAGAUGGGAGUGGACGACUACCACGAACUGGUUGAGGUGUAUUCGAGGAAGGAGGAGGAGAACUUCGCCCUCUUCCGAUACGUCCAAAGUACCAACAACGAAGUGGAGCAGCUCGAAGACGAGAAGUUGGCGCUUGAAAGGGAGAUUCAGAAAUUGAAGAGCGACAUGCUCGACGGCAGUGCUAAUGCACGAAAGCGGAUGGUCGACGCCCUCGUAGAAACUCGCCAAAAGAUUUUCAAGGAGAACGCGGAGAUCGAGCGACUCCGAGCUGCAGCCGCUCGAGAAUUUCAGCCGCUGGCACGCGUCGUCGACCGACUGUACAACGCGCUCGGCUGCAACGACGUCAUGCCGCCUGUCGUGGGCGCCUCCGCGUCUUCCAGUGGUGGCGAUUCCAAGCGCACUCGAAAGCAGUCGGAAGACCAACUCGCGAUGGUGGUAAGCUAG